GCACCAACAUGGCGGCGCCGCGCCUUCGCCCGCCCUGUGCGCGCGCCCCGCCGGGGGGCGGAGCUCCGCGCGCGCUUUGGCGCGAAGUUCCAUCGCGGUGCCGGCGGGACGUGCUGAGGGGCGGCGCUUUUCCUUGGGAAUCAUGAACACCCGGCAGCAAAGCAAACUUACCUACUCCUGGUAUGGAAGACCUGCGAGCUCAGACAGAAAGCUGAGGACUUUCCAGUACAAGGGGAUUAUUAUUACAUCAGAACGCAGCAAAACAGAAACGUGUAUACAACUUGGUGACUUUAUUUUAGUUGAAGGGGUGAAUGCAGAUCAGCCUUACGUGGCACAACUUGUGGAUUUAUAUGAAGAUGGUGCUCAGCAUAAACGUGCAGUUGUGCAGUGGUUCUGUCGUUUGGAGGAGAUACCUCAGAACAAACGGAAGCUGCUUAAAAGAGAGGUUUCUCCCCAGGAGGUGUUUUUGGAUCAGAUUCUGGGUUAUGACACUGAUAUAGCAGCAGAGACCAUUAUUAAAAGCAUCGGGGUACUACCACUACAUCUGGAUGAGGAACUGCCUAUUAUUACAUUAAACAAGGAAAAACCUUUCUAUGUCAAACAGUCUUGGGAUGGGAAGUGCUUUAAGGUUUUGUCCCCAGACACAUUCUCUAAGCUGAAAGAAGCUAGCAAGAMAAGAGGUGUCAUAUCAAACUCUUCAAAAGCAUUCAUUCCUCCAGACAACCUUACACCUGUGAAAAAAGAGAUGGAGAGUUUUGUUCGGAGUGCCACAAAACCAAAAAGUGUUGAUAUGAAAAUAGAGCCAAAACAUUCUGCUUCCAAGUCCUCCCUUGCUAAGGAGAGGCAUUGUCAACGAGUGGCUAAUAGUGACAUCAAAACCCCGACAGCAAGGAAGAAGCUGGAGUUAAACAGUCCUACAAGAUCUAAAGGCAGGCUCCUGGGAUGUGAAGUUUUGGGUCUUUUGGAUGAUGACUUUGACGCUGUAGCACCAUUAGAACCAUCAGCUACUAAAAGAAAAGUGAAGUUCACAAGUGACAUUUUAGGCUCACCACCAAAAAUCCCCUGCAGCAAUGACAAGUCCAAGUCAGCAUCUGAGACUGCAGAGGACUGCCAGAGGUUCAGUGACACAAUACGAUUGUCCCCMUACACUAAAAUCAGAGAUUUCAGUGAAAAAGACAAGAAUCUUCAUGUGAAAGAUGACACUAUAUCUUUAGUUGGGUAUCAGAAACCGAGCACUCAGAGCCCUAUGUUGACCCCUCGUUCUCGCAGAACAUGUGCACAGAAAACAAGUGCUCUCAUUGCAGAGCAAAUCAGCGUGUUGAACCAGGAAGAUACUCUGUCUAGCUCUGACAGUUCCUACUCUUCAAGUAGUGAGGAAGAGGAGGAUGAUGAUGUGCCUUGUACACCMGAAAAGAAAACUAAAUCCAGCACCCCAAAAUCUUCAAGGAAAUCUGCAGUUCACACUCCUGCAAAGACACCAAAGAAAACUCCUUUAUCAAGAACACCCAGAACACCCCGGAAUGCAACUCCAGAGAUUCCCAGGCGCAUCCAGGCAGCCCAGGAACCAGCUAGUGUACUGGAAGAAGCUAGAUUAAGGCUGCAUGUUUCUGCUAUCCCAGAAUCUCUGCCUUGUCGUGAGGAAGAAUUCCAGGAUAUCUAUAACUUUGUGGAAAGCAAGCUUAUUGAUGGCACAGGAGGGUGCAUGUACAUUUCUGGAGUGCCUGGAACAGGUAAAACUGCAACUGUUCAUGAAGUAAUUCGGUGUCUUCAGCAAGCUGCAGAAAAUGAUGAACUGCCACCAUUCCAGUGUGUGGAGAUCAAUGGCAUGAAGCUGACAGACCCUCACCAAGCCUAUGUGCAGAUAUUAGAGUUCCUGACAGGUCAGAAGGUGACAGCAACCCAUGCUGCAGUACUGCUGGCAAAGUUGUUCAGUACACCUGGGCCAAAGAGGAAGACCACAGUGCUUGUAGUGGAUGAGCUUGAUCUGCUGUGGACCCGGAAACAGAAUGUGAUGUACAACUUAUUUGACUGGCCAACCCAAAAGCACUCCAAGUUAAUCAUCCUGGCCAUUGCCAACACCAUGGACUUGCCAGAGAGAAUCAUGAUGAACAGAGUAGCAAGCAGGCUGGGCCUCACCAGAAUGUCCUUUCAGCCCUACACCUACAAACAGUUACAGCAAAUUGUUUCAUCCAGACUGAAGGGUGUGAAGGCAUUUGAAGAGGAUGCARUUCAGCUGGUUUCCAGAAAGGUGGCAGCGCUGUCCGGGGAUGCCCGGCGGUGCCUGGACAUCUGCAGGAGAGCCACAGAGAUCUGCGAGUUUGCCAGGCAGAAGAGAACCCCGGAGAUUGUCAGGAUGUCCCACGUGACUGACGCCAUAGAUGAAAUGUUUUCAUCACCAUAUGUCAAUGCAAUCAGGAAUGCUUCAUUGCAUGAACAAAUCUUCUUGAAAGCAAUUUUAGCAGAGUUUCGCAGGGCAGGAGUUGAGGAGGCAACAGUUCAACAGGUCUACCGGCACCACGUGGCCUUGUGCAGGAUGGAAGGCCUGCAGAGUCCUACAGUGUCAGAAAUUAUGGCAAUUUGUUCCAGACUUGGUGCCUGCMGGCUCUUGCUGGUAGAGGCCAGUAAUAAAUAUCUGCAUGUGCGGGUGCGACUGAACCUCAGCCAGGAUGAUGUYAUGUAUGCACUCAGGGAGGAAUAAAGUAAAAGAUUUUAUUGCUUUUAGUAUGUAUAAAUAUUUUAAAUACCAUCUAUUUUAAUUAAUUGUUGAUAAAAUGGAAAUAGCAAAAUGUAUUUUUUUAAAAUGCUUUGCUUACUUAAUGCACUCCUUUUGAUAAUAAAGAAUUGAUUUCAAAGCAUUUUAAAU
Messenger RNA from Malurus melanocephalus (red-backed fairy wren), 2863 nucleotides. It is a transcript of the gene ORC1, whose product is annotated as origin recognition complex subunit 1. The record is from RefSeq and is a predicted model, not a curated record. The transcript has 17 exons. Gene Ontology annotation, cellular component: nuclear origin of replication recognition complex. Gene Ontology annotation, molecular function: chromatin binding; DNA replication origin binding; ATP binding. Gene Ontology annotation, biological process: mitotic DNA replication checkpoint signaling; DNA replication initiation. The coding region runs from base 143 to 2698 and encodes 851 amino acids. Lineage: Eukaryota; Metazoa; Chordata; Aves; Passeriformes; Maluridae.